Molecule: messenger RNA, 1174 nt
Organism: Osmerus eperlanus (European smelt)
Lineage: Eukaryota; Metazoa; Chordata; Actinopteri; Osmeriformes; Osmeridae
Gene: tmem134
Product: transmembrane protein 134
Exons: 8
Coding region: 274-897 (207 amino acids)
Source: RefSeq, a predicted model, not a curated record
UGAGCAGUCGAGCACCGGAUGUGAGGGAGGAUCAGAAGUUAAAGAAAAGUUUUUGCAGUCGGAAUGCAGAGAUUUGUUAAGCACAUUUGAACUGAAAUCUGUUGAUAAAAUAUGAAUACACCCAUGUCAACGUGGAGCUGAAUUCAUCUGACAAGAACAUUCCCAACAAAGAAAUUUGACCAUCAGUUUUGCCUCGUUGUGGUCAAUCACCAUCUCCAUCUCCCCAGUGUGUUCCAAACAAUCAGCACCCAGGAUUUGAGAGAGACAAUCGGUAUGACAGCGCAGUUUAGCAUCGAUGACGCUUUUGUACUGGAAGGAGAGGAGGAUGGAGUGGUAUCGGAAGGUGAGGCAGAGGGAUGGAAGGGGUCAGAGAAGGAAAAGGAUGGAGAUACGAAAUUUGGGACCCUAUCCUUUGUCAAGUCCCAGAGUCACCCCUCCACAGCCGCAACUGGCUCUCCUGACCACAGCAAUCUGAAGUACCAGAAUCUGGAAAAUGAAGAUGGCUUGGGCAGUAAUAUCAAUUCCUCCUUCAAUAACUUUUUUAAAAUAAGCGAUCCUGCAACAUUGUCUUACUGCAGCUCACAGUGGUCCUUCAGCACUUUGAGUUCUGUCACUCAUCUCUCUGCCCACUGCUGCGGGUGGACAUCUCACCCGCUGGUGAAGAAGAACAGGAGAGUGGUCCUCGCCUCAUUCCUCCUCCUCAUCACUGGAGUUGCUCUCAUUUUCACAGGUGUUGUAAUACAGUUAAAUCCACAUGCAGGUGUCUCAAGUGCUAUUUUUUUCGUUCCUGGCUUCCUUCUCUUCAUUCCUGGCGUGUACCAUGUGAUUUAUAUAACAUGUGCAGUUCGGGGACGAAGAGGCUUCAAGUUGUUCUAUCUGCCAUACUUUGAAAAAUGACCCUUCUCACUACAUUGUUUUGUGUUUUGCUACCAAUAUUGCAAUUUUACUUCAGUCAUUUAUGUAAUAGAAAAGAAUUCAUCCCAUGGAUGUAUUUUUAACGUAAUUUUUUCACUGACCACUACUAACCGUCAAACCACUUUGUGCCUCAAUGAAAUGCUUCCAGCACAUACCCAUAUUGUGUGGGAGAAGGAGAGCGAUUUUGUCUUGCCUGUGUAAAUGUUUUGUGAUUGAAUUAUGACUGUGAAACACAAUAAAUCUUGUUUCCUUUCUUCUU